Molecule: messenger RNA, 1935 nt
Organism: Quercus lobata
Lineage: Eukaryota; Viridiplantae; Streptophyta; Magnoliopsida; Fagales; Fagaceae
Exons: 1
Coding region: 1-1935 (644 amino acids)
Biological process (GO): DNA integration
Molecular function (GO): RNA-DNA hybrid ribonuclease activity; nucleic acid binding
Source: RefSeq, a predicted model, not a curated record
AUGGUGGUAAAGAGCAAAAAGGAGUCGCAACAUACGGAAGACCUCCGGGGAGUAUUUGAGAUACUCCGGCAACAUAAGUUGCGCCUGAACACCGAGAAGUGUACUUUCGAUGUGGGGGCUGGUAAGUUCUUGGGUUAUCUGAUUUCUACUCGGGGGAUAGAGGCCAAUCCUGACCAGAUAGAGGCCGUGAAUCGCCUCAGACCGCCAAGAAAUCCCAAGGACGUACAAGUGCUAAUUGGGAUGUUAGCCGCCCUAAACCGAUUCAUAUCCAAAUUUGCUGAUCGCUGCAGACUAUUUUACCAACUUCUGAAGAAGUGGAAGGGGUUUCAUUGGAACAAGAAAUGUGACCAGGCUUUUCGAGAACUGAAGGAAUACUUGGUAAAAGACCAAGGAGUACAACAGCUAGUGUAUUACAUAAGCAAAACCUUAGUAGAUGCCGAGACAAGAUACUUGCCCCUGGAGAAGUUAGUUUUGGCACUGGUGCACACCACAAGGAAGUUGCCGCAUUACUUUCAGGCUCAUACGGUAUUCGUCCUCACCGAGUAUCCCCUGCAGUCGUUGUUAAAAAGAUCGGACUUCACGGGUCAAAUAGCCAAAUGGGGAACUCGGUUGGGUUCAUUCAACAUAAGGUACCGACCGCGAAGCUUGUUGAAGGGACAGGUUCUUGCUGAUUUCAUUGCAGAAUUCACCCUUAAGAACGACAGGAAGAUAAUCUGUAAUGCAGAAAGUCGUCCGUGGAAAAUGUUUGUAGACGGCGCUUCAAAUGCUAUGGGGGCCAGAGCUAGUAUUGUCAUAAUCACCCCAGAAGGCAUACGUGUAGAACACUCCUUCAGAUUAGGAUUCAAAGCCUCAAACAACGAAGCCGAGUACGAGGCCUUUCCGGCCGGGUUGAGGGCCGUAUUGCAUCUGGGCGCAAAAGAUGUUGAAAUUUAUUCGGACUCUCGGCUGGUCGUUUAUCAAAUCAUAGAAAACUUUGAAGCUCGGGACUCUCGGAUGAAAGCCUAUCUGAAUGCAGCUAAGCAGCUCAUUGGCCGGUUCGAGACAGUGAAGGUGGCCCAGGUAGGUCGGGCACAAAACAAACAUGCCAACUCGCUGGCCACGUUGGCCUCAUCCGCUAUCGAGGAUACACCUCGGCUAGUCAAAAUAGAGCUUAUAAGGGAGCCAAGUAUUGAUGUGAAAAGUGAUUAUGACCAGGCCAAGGUUGAGGUUGCCAUGGUGUCAGUGGCCAAUCCGUGCUGGAUGAACCCGAUCAUAGAUUUUCUAGCCGAGGAUAAAGUUCCGAACGAUGAAAGGGAGGCGAAAAAGAUUCGUCGGGUGGCUCUCCGGUACUGGCUGUCGGCAAAUCGCAAAUUAUACCGGAGGUCUUUCACAGGCCCUUACCUUUUAUGCCUACAUACCGAGAAAGUGAACGAACUUUUAACUGAAUUGCAUGACGGAGUGUGUGGUGGCCAUGUCAGGGGACGGUCUUUAGCGCACAGGGCGAUGACCCAGGGGUUUUGGUGGCCACAGAUGCAGAAGGAUGCCGCGGAAUAUGUCCGGAGGUGUGAACAAUGCAAAAAGCAAGCCCCUCUGAUCCACCAGCCAGCAGGUCGUCUAAACCCCGUCAGCAGCCCAUGGCCGUUUGCACAAUGGGGGCUAGACAUCCUCAGCCCUUUUCCCCGAGCAACAGGUAACCGCCGUUUUGUAUUGUUGGUAGUUGAUUACUUCACGAAGUGGGCGGAAGCCGAGGCCUUAGCCAACAUCUGGGAUGUCGACAUGAAAAAGUUUGUAUGGAAAAAUAUAGUCACAAGGUUUGGGGUACCGAACUCACUAGUAUCAGACAAUGGGCUACAGUUCGAUAGAAAGCUUUCCGGGCCUUCUGCAGCGAUCUCGGCAUUAAGAACAAGUAUUCAACUCCGGCAUACCCUCAAAGCAACGGCCAAGCUGAGGCAGUGA